Molecule: messenger RNA, 1029 nt
Organism: Penicillium bovifimosum
Lineage: Eukaryota; Fungi; Ascomycota; Eurotiomycetes; Eurotiales; Aspergillaceae
Exons: 3
Coding region: 1-1029 (342 amino acids)
Molecular function (GO): hydrolase activity
Source: RefSeq, a predicted model, not a curated record
AUGUCGCACGAGGCUCUCAACCCAAUCCACCCCCAGGUCCUCCCUCACCUGGACCCUGUGUUCGUUCAAUUGUAUAACGAACAUGCAGCAAGCACCCCUGCAGGACCCAUUGACCUUGCAGUUUUGCGCAAAAAGUAUUCUGUGCUGUAUUCAUACGGAACAGGUCCGGCACCUGAUUGUGCACGAGUCUAUGACACAGAAGUUCUUGGUCACAACGGAGAUGCGGUUCCUGUUCGCGUGUACGAGCCCGCCUCUGAGGGCCCAUGGCCAGUGCACGUUGAUUUCCACGGCGGAGGAUGGGGCCUGGGUGACCUUGACACGGAAUCGCAUAUUUGCAAACACAUCUGCAUGAAAGCAAACGUCUGCGUUAUCGACGUUGACUACCGCCUCGUUCCGGAAUUUGCUUUUCCAAUCGGAAUUCAAGAUUCGUUUGCUGCAUUGCAAUACAUUCACGCCGAAGGCGCGAAAAAGUUCAAUAUUGACUCCAAUCGAAUCUCAAUUGGCGGCGUCUCAGCAGGUGGCAAUAUCGCUUUGGUGUGUGCUCACCUAGCUAGAGACGCGAAGAUCCCUCUUAGACUAGUAGCUGUCGGCACUCCCACCGUGGAUGACAUCUCAAAAUACAAGACAGCAUCCGAAACGCCAUGGCAGUCGAUGCACGAAAUGGAGCAUGCACCUACCUUGAACUGGGCCCGAUUAAAAUGGUUCGAUAACCUCAAGUGGCAGAGCAUUGCCCCGGCAGGCCCGGAACGAGACUCCCAACUUGCCGCCCUCAAGUGGUAUGCAAACAUACUUGAUGCGCCAGACUUUACCAACCUGUCGAAGACUGUCAUUUAUACGGCUGCCUGUGAUCCUCUGCGGGACGAAGGAGAAGCCUAUGCCCAGAAACUCAUAUCUGGCGGGAGCGAAGUCAUUCAAAAAAGGUUUGCUGGAGUGCCUCAUCCGUUCAUGCAUAUGGACAAAGAUUUAUGGCAAGCCAAAGAAUUUAUUGAGUUGACUGCUGAGCAUAUCAAAUUCACGCUGGGAAAGUGA